Messenger RNA from Syngnathoides biaculeatus (alligator pipefish), 2360 nucleotides. RefSeq lists its product as uncharacterized. The transcript is spliced from 3 exons. Lineage: Eukaryota; Metazoa; Chordata; Actinopteri; Syngnathiformes; Syngnathidae. Bases 1 to 1338 code for a protein of 445 amino acids. The record is from RefSeq and is a predicted model, not a curated record.
AUGUCCGUCAUGGAGGCCACCGCUACACAACGAGGCAGCUGCGACGCUGCAACCCAGCUCGUCAAAAGGGAGGAGGGAGAUGAAAAGCAAUCUGCGUUGCUUUUGGGCAGCCAAAGCUCGCCUGCGCCCUGCAGCGAUCCUGCAUGCGGAGGAGGAGGAGGAGGAGGAAGAGGAUUGACGGAUCACACUGCAGAGGAGAUGGGGGGGCUAUCGGCACGCCACGCAGCUACCACUGCAACUACUGAUGCACAACUAUCCUCAUUGAUGUCAUCUGCUCCUCCCCUCGGUUUUGAUUUCUCCUCCAAGGCCGUUUUGUGUCUGAUUGAUGCGGUCGGCCGCCGCUGGGGCCUGUAUGAAACCCGGGAGCGCUCACAGCUCUUCCAGAGUGUCCAGGAGGAGUUGGCCGCCAAGGGGCACUUCCUUCCUGUUGAAAGGAUCCGCCGCAAGUGGAACAACCUGAUUGUCACCUACAAAAGGGUCAAAGACCGCAGUCGAGUGACGGGACAUGCCAAAACAUCCUGGGAGUUCUUCGAUCUGAUGGAUGCCACACUCUGUCACACUGUGGGCUCUUACAACAGCAGCCACAAACGCGGUAAAGGCAGCGGAGCCAUUAUCGCGCAAGCCUCGGCAAAGGUCGCACCAAGACUACAAGUCCCGUCACCUACCACCAUCCUCCGUCCUAAUGGGAACUUCCCCACGUCGGUUCAAGUAGAAUCAGGGGUCAAGGGUCAGGCUGCAGGCUGUAGUAGCACUGAUGCCAUUGCAUCAAUAUCAGCCGUUCGGCAAACAGAAAGUCCGGACCUCAAACCCCUGAUAGUGCUUAACAGGGACAUUGUUACAUCCAACCUUCACCUGGCCUCCACUGAUCCAACGCAAUCAUUUAUCUCCUCGCCUUGCUUUACACAAACUGGACCCCGUUCUCUUGUGCCCUCCAUCAACACAGACCUGAACGCCUCCCGCAAAGCCGCAGCCUUCCCAACAGAUGUUAUAUGCUUCCGCCCUAGCAAUAACCAAAACCUCGCUUCCAAUUUCCCCUCCGCAUGCUCGCCUCUUUCAUCCUCUGUUUCCACCUCAGCCAUAUCAGGACUUGAAGGCCACAAGGGAAAUGAGGAACACCGCGGCUCCUCCUUCUACCAGGAGAUAUUAAAGCGUAGGGAGGAGCAGAUUGACCUUGAUGGCGUUGCCCGUAGCCGGAUGGAAGCUAGAGAAAGGCGGCGUGAGAGGAGAGAGGUGCGGAUGGGGAAGACCCUGUGCAGGAUUGCCACAGCCCUGGAACUGCUCUCCUCCAAACAGGACACUGUCAUUGCCUUACUACAGAGGCUGGCUGAUAGAAAAUGAAGAAAGAAGGCCUCAUGUUAAAUACUGAAAUUAGUUAGCCAUGAUAUUUCCUUCUGCUCACAAAUUUUUCCACCCUACCUCUCCACAAGAUUUGAAUGUGACCACAGAGAUUAGCCAUCCAUUAAUCUACGUGAUAUUGUAUAGUUUAAGUGAUGUUUGCUGAACACACGCACAAACAUAUUUUCCUACAUUUGGUUGGGAGAUUUUGUUACAGUACCAUGAAACAUAAUGGGGGUGUUUUUCCUUCGCUGGAACUGGGGCCUUAGACAAGGUGGAUGGCAUUAAGAACCGUACACAAGAGCUGUCAGCGACAGCGCAAAACCGUCACCCCUCUGCUAGAAAGCAAAAUUUUCAGGAAAAGACAACUCAAACAUCUGAAAUGUAUUUCCGGUUAAAAGCACUUUAAAUGACAACAGGUGUGUGGUGACUUCUAUUUAACACAAGUUUUAAUUUAAUUAAUUCUGAACACAGGCCAUCCCUAGUUAUGAGGAUGUGCACACUUGUGCAACUACAUUAUUUAAAUUAUCUUUAUAUUCUUGCUCUCUCGCAAUAGACUUUUUUUCCCCAACUGAUGUGUACAAGUUAUAGAUCACAUUGAUGGUGAAAAAUAUUUUUGAAAUUUUUCUUGGUCUCAUUUUUUUAUAUCAACAAAUUCAAACAAUGUAACAACAUUGUGUUGACAUAUAGUAGUUAUAAAAAAAACAAAAAAACAAACCAACUGUUUGGGCAACUGUGUGCUGUAUAUAUUAUCAGUAAUAACGGGCAUCUGAGAGAAACUAUAAUUAUGAUGUUCACUGUGACAAAAAUGAUUUUGACGCCACCAAUGUAUCAGUGAAACUAUGAUCCUGUCUAAUUAAAUGAACUUCGACAUGUUUACUAAACAUUCCUACGAUAUUGUUCUUCAUAAUUGCAAGUCAUUUUGUAACAUUUUUUGUUGUUGUUCUCAAGCCAAAUCAGCCCAACCUAAUGAUAUAAAUUGCAAAACUACCAGUACCUUAGAGUGUUAAAUAAAGUUUGCGGUC